This is a messenger RNA of Indicator indicator, 837 nucleotides long. Its product is annotated as homeobox protein vent1-like. The record is from RefSeq and is a predicted model, not a curated record. Bases 4 to 837 code for a protein of 277 amino acids. Lineage: Eukaryota; Metazoa; Chordata; Aves; Piciformes; Indicatoridae. Gene Ontology annotation, biological process: cell differentiation; regulation of transcription by RNA polymerase II. The transcript is spliced from 3 exons. Gene Ontology annotation, cellular component: nucleus. Gene Ontology annotation, molecular function: DNA-binding transcription factor activity, RNA polymerase II-specific; RNA polymerase II cis-regulatory region sequence-specific DNA binding.
ACCAUGAACCAGACCCAACUCCCUUCCGCAGAGACCAAGCCCCAUGGGGUCAAGCCCCACAUCUGCUGCCCGCCCCCUCCUCGCGCCCCUACCUUGCUCGGCAGUACCCCCCUUGUGGUCAGAGCCGAGCCCCGACGUGGGGAUACACGGCCGAGCCGCCCCGCGGACAACAAGCCCUGCGCGGCGGAGAGGGGCCGAGACAGUUCCCGGGAGCUCAUCGACCCAUCCCCGUCGGAACCAGCCUCGGACAGCGGCUGGCUGAGCGCCGACGAGUCAUCCGGCUAUGAGAGCGAGAGCGCGGGCGUGGACAGCGCCGCCGCGGCGGCGGGCGGGACCCGCGGGCGGCAGCGACGGGCACGGACCGCUUUCACCUCGGAGCAGGUCUGCCGGCUGGAGAAGACCUUUCAGCGCCAGAAGUACUUGGGGGGCUCGGAGCGGAGGAAGCUGGCGGCUACCUUACAUCUCUCGGAGGUCCAGAUCAAGACCUGGUUUCAGAAUCGGAGGAUGAAACUGAAGAGGCAGAUACAGGACCACCAGCACAGCCUCGUGUCUCCUACUCCAUUCUACAGCUAUCCCCUGGGAACCCCACCAGCUCUGUUUCGAGAUGGUCUCCACUACCCCUUUGCUCCACAGCACCAGGGACUCGUGCCUUUUACCCCGAUGCCUGCAGUGCAGUUCAGCUUCUCCUUUCCCACAUACGAUGCAUCACAAAGCACCUACCGGUUUACAACAAAUGAGCUGCCGUACUACCAUCAACACUUUCUUCCUCAUCCCUCUUUCCAUACGGUUAUUCAUAAUAAAAUGGACAAGCAGUGCCACCCUAUAUAUGCAUUAUAG